This is a messenger RNA of Armigeres subalbatus, 726 nucleotides long. RefSeq lists its product as uncharacterized. The transcript has a single exon. The record is from RefSeq and is a predicted model, not a curated record. NCBI's taxonomy places the organism in Eukaryota, Metazoa, Arthropoda, Insecta, Diptera, Culicidae. Bases 1 to 726 code for a protein of 241 amino acids.
AUGGCUCCCAACUUAAGAAGAUUGGCAAAAGGUGAGCGUUUCUGUCGAGAUUCUUUGCGCAAUCUGGCCCAUCUGGUUGACGAGUACCAAGAUAAGAGGGACAGUGUUAUGCUUGAGGGGUGGAAGGAGCACUUAGAAGAGAUCUUUGAAGAUUAUAAAGACACUCGAUUGCAAUUGGAGGUAUCAGAUGACUUUCAAAAUGAUUUAAAGCAAAAACUGGAGGCAGACGCACUAAAACAAUCGCAAACGGGAGCUGAAGUUCAACCUCAAUCGAUUGAACAAGUAAAUCGAGAGGCACGGGCUUCAUUCGAAUCCACUUAUUUAAGACUAAAGGGAUUCAUUUUGUCCAAAAUUCGUGCAAAGCGAGAGGCACCCAGGGAAUUGGCACCUGUUCCGGUUCAACAAAUGCGGGUCAAGCUGCCGGAGAUCAAACUGCCCACUUUCGAUGGCACUAUUAAAGAGUGGCCUUCCUUUCGGGAUUCUUUUCAGUCACUAAUUGCUUCGAACAUGCAACUCAGUGACGUGGAUAAGUUUUCUUAUCUCCUUUCAUCCCUCUCGAAGGAGGCAAAGCGUGUAGUCGAGGUGAUAGAAGUGACCUCCGACAAUUAUGCGGUGGCGUGGGAACUUCUUGAAAAGCGUUAUGAAAAUAAAUAUCUAAUCGUAAAGUCGUAUGUCGAAGCGCUUUUCACAGCUGAUCCAAUUAAAGAGAGUGUCACGAGUCUUUGA